This is a messenger RNA of Ectocarpus sp. CCAP 1310/34, 2664 nucleotides long. The record is from the annotation of a GenBank genome assembly. Lineage: Eukaryota; Phaeophyceae; Ectocarpales; Ectocarpaceae.
AUCAAGCUUGUGGGGAGGACCCCAACUUGAGGUAGCUCAACACGUAGUUCACUUAAGGGCUAAGCAGCACGGCUGUCACUCCACGGCAUCUUGCGUGGAUCUUCGCCAUGUUAAAGAAGGCGACCCUACCGUCCGGAAGACAUCGUGGGUGCUACAUACCGAUUUGACCUUCCUUUGCUGGCAGAAUAUGCUCCGUUGCAAUGACGAGCAAUGGGCACAACUGCACAAAUCAACGGAGAUGUUCGAUCUGAUGGCUGACUGGGAGGCCAAGAAAACGGAUCACCACCCUGGAAAGAAGGUAUGGAUCAGUAUCGCUGGUGUCCUUGAUCACGUCGGCAUGAGCGCGAAGGACUACGAGGGUGCACGGAAGCAGUUCAACGACAUCUCCAUGGUGAGUCUCAAACUCAGGGGUGCUGCCAGAGUCCCGAACUCCGCCGUGUGCGCCUGUACAACCUUGCUCAGGUUCGCAUGGUUACGGAAGUUACAUGAUACAGCGUUGCCACCAACGUUAACACGACCACGUGCCAUCGUACUUGAACGAAUUUUGACAUGGACUUGUUCACCCCGCGCGGGCGAAGACUCGAAAAUAACAUAUUCUUCAUGGGGACACUUUGUCGUAAAUGCUGCUGACCUGGACACGUUGGAUAGAGCAGCUUGUCCAACAGACUACUUGGUGACGAGUAGUUUGAACAACCCGAAAUGUGUUGCUGUCAAACCAGGGCAUAAGCCAAACGUGGCACUACUACUCUAGCCGCCACAGGUUGUGAAACAUUGUGCCAUCUGUGUCGGUAAUGAUUUCCGUCUCCAGUCGGACACGUUCCUCCCGUCUAUUGGUUCCCCCUCCGAAUUUCGCGCGUCUCAAUGUUCACUUCCGCCAAUAGAGAACCAUGCCCUCCGCGUGUUGGUGCCACGUGCGACACUACACUAUCCGGACACAACGGCAAUGAGUUGGCCGCGCAACCUCCCGCGGUCGGUCCUGUGAUAUCAAACACACGGGGGGGCGACAGUGUCCAGCCUCAGUAACUCUGGAAUCGCCUAUUGCGCACACGCACAUGUUACGCCACGCUGUGUUGAGCUAUCACAGUCGUUCCACUCCCUCCGGAUAUCGGAUGCAAUGUCGACGUGGUUCACAGUCCCGUGACAAACGUCUGCAGUCCCCAAGGACUUUCGACGUACCAACAGCACCACAUCAACACGGAGGCGUUCGUGAAGGCCCUCGCCGCGGAGACUGGCGUCGAUAACACCACGAGAAACCCACAAAUAUUUCCGGAAGACCAAAUCCUAAGCAAACCUGUUGGAGCCGAAAAAUUGUUUUCAACGAAAGAAAGGUCCCUCGGAGUGUUGGUGGUGUGUAGAGAUGUACAGCCUAAUAGAGUAGUUGUUGAGAAGCACGAUGACCACUAGACUACUAGUCAGCGGCUGACUACCGUAGUAGUCUAGUGGUCAUCGAGCUUCUUGACAGUUGUGUACCGGACAAUCACACUUUCUCGUCCUACUAUGGCCUACCAUGCUCCUACCAGGGAAACGCGUUCUUUGUUGAUGACUCUGGAGGAAGUGCCAAGCACCCCAAACAAGAGUGGAGAAAAAUGAUUGGAUAUCGUCAUUGGUACGACGUUGGAUCGUGCCUACAUAGUGCAGGACAAAAAUCCACUGCGCGAUCAGCGAAAGCUGCCGGAGAACAUCCAAUCAAUGAUGUGGCCCGGAAUGCUUUCAAUGUGGCCCCCAUUGACGAUCAACAAGCGAUGGACGCUAGAGAUAAACGGUGCCUGUAGUCGCAAGGGGUAAUGCAAAAUGGAGCCAGCCAUAAGCCGAGGACUCUUCCACAAACCAACGGGCCCCCAACAUGUUCUACAGUUUUGCUUGACCGCCAAUGGGCACCACGUUGAGCAUAUGGGCUGCCCAUGAGUGCCCUUCGACCGGAACCAGCGUACUCUACACACUAUAUUUUCUGCUUUGGAACGGGCAUUAUCGCGGCUAGGACCCUAACCCUUACCCGAAGCCCACACGGUACAUGCUACGUUGGCGCUGGGUGGCGAGUUCUAGGUUGAUUGUGGCUAAGUUCCAUGUAGGUUGAUAUGCCAGCGGAAAAAUUCUAGGUUGAAGUGCCACGUGGGCACUUCAUGGGCCGCCCAUGGGCCCACCCAUCAAGUGCUUAUGGGCGGCCCAUGGGUGCCCCGUGGGUGUCAUGGGCAGUUUUGUAAAACUGUCACUAGUGUGGGAGAUUGAAACCAACGGGGGAUCACCACUGUGCCCUGCAGUUUCUCUUUCUUGAGGAGAUUUUGCGCGCCAGCCCCCAAAUAACGAAGCGCAGACAACACACGGUAAUUGGCAUCACUGGCACGCUUCAAGCCCAAGCCUUGUAGAUGCCCGGGAAAAAAAUGGAGUUGCGGAGCAGGUCAUUGCUCCCACAGGAUUACCGUUCGUACACCUUGCAUGCGUUCAACGCUCCAUGUACAUAGCAGCAACGCUUGGGCGGUUCAUCAACGAGCAUAGAGGACAGCGUGUAAGCACUUGGAUCGUUCGCAGCCGGCCUUCUGUUGUGCGGGGAACCGAAGAAACGUUGGCCCACGCGACAACGAAUGUGCAGCGCGAACAAACAUGGCAUCUACAACAACUUGGUUGUUGGAGCUCAAACAAUAAGUUCUCAUUUCCAUUCCACAAUGA